AUGGGUAACCAGUAUGUGAAGCCGCCCAGGGAAGGCAAUUCGCCAUAUACACGGUCUGGUAUACCCCCUCCAACAACAUUGAAGAAAUCUGGUUCCGAUCUGCCCAGUCAUCGGUUCAAUGACCCAAUGUCGUUGGAGCUGCAUAUGGCUGACGAGCGUGUGCGAGCUGCUGGUUUGAGUCCAGCUGAAAGAGAGUGGCGAAUGAAAUGGGUGAAGAUUUUGAAGCAUUGUGCUGCUUUGAAAACUUGA
Molecule: messenger RNA, 249 nt
Organism: Cylicostephanus goldi
Lineage: Eukaryota; Metazoa; Nematoda; Chromadorea; Rhabditida; Strongylidae
Source: the annotation of a GenBank genome assembly